GUCCGUCUGAAACUCCGAAGACGAAGGAAACCAAAGCAGUAUAAAACCUGCUUUCUUUCAGCGAUAACUGCGAAGACAUAAUUAAAUAGAAAAAUGUUCGCUGCGCGUCAAAUCGCGUCUCGGGUAUUCCAACAAUCGGUCCGCCGCUACCACGCGGGCGACUUCAAGGCGCCCACCAUGGAGGAGCUGCCGGUGCCGCGCGGCUCGUGGCAGGCAAACCACGACGCCAAGCAGCGCAAGUACAAUGCCGUGCUCAUUGCCGGCAUCGCCUUCACCGCUGGAACCUUAGUGCUGGCUAAGGCUUCAGGUCUGGUGUACCUCAACUACUCGCCCCCGGCGUCCCUGGACUAAACUGUUCACUUCACAUUAGCGUAAUCAAUACAAUACCUACAGUAAAUCAACUAAUAAAUAUUUAGUUAACCAAA
Molecule: messenger RNA, 425 nt
Organism: Cydia splendana
Lineage: Eukaryota; Metazoa; Arthropoda; Insecta; Lepidoptera; Tortricidae
Gene: COX7B
Exons: 4
Coding region: 94-351 (85 amino acids)
Source: RefSeq, a predicted model, not a curated record